Messenger RNA from Fulvia fulva, 366 nucleotides. RefSeq lists its product as uncharacterized. The transcript has a single exon. The coding region runs from base 1 to 366 and encodes 121 amino acids. NCBI's taxonomy places the organism in Eukaryota, Fungi, Ascomycota, Dothideomycetes, Mycosphaerellales, Mycosphaerellaceae. The record is from RefSeq and is a predicted model, not a curated record.
AUGUCCUCCACCGCCCUCAUCCAAUUCACCAACAGCCCCAUCGACGACCCACAAGCCAAAUUCCUCCAGAAAUGCCAAACCCUCCACAACAAGGCCAACGCCCUCCUCAAACUCAUGGACGCGCUCGAUCAUACCGAGCACAGAAAGAACCUCGCGGGCGCUAUUAAGCAUGUCGAAUACGUGAUUGAGUCUACGUACGUUGCGGACAAUGGUGUGGCCAGAGGAGAGGAGAAUCUUGCGAUUUUGCACUUUUUCAUGAGACAGGAUUUGCUGGAACAGGUAAAGAGGGAGAUGAGGGAGAAGAGGGGUUUGAUUGAGGAGUUGGGGUUGGAGAUUUUUGGUGUGGAGGGGGAUGGAGGGGAGUGA